AUGGCGUGGAAAUCACAGACACAGUACAGAAAGCAGAAGGAAGAAGAAAUGACAGACAGAAGGCGGGACGAAGACAUGAGAAAGGCAUUUGCAGAUGAGAACAUUGAGCAUCUGCCAAAUGUGUCCUCAAAGACCAAGAAACAGUCCGUUCUUGAAGACAUACACAAAGAGAACUUGCGGAAAAGAGAAGAAAGACAGAACGAAAUAGAGAAAAUAAAUAAAAUCAGAGAGAAAAAGCAAAGGGAGAAAGAGGAUUGGAAAAGAAAGUUUAACCAUCGUACAAAAAAAGGGCAAAUCCCACUAGGCCCCCGAAUAAACUACUUAUAUAAAAAGAUCCAAGAGUUAAAGAAAAACAACUAA
This is a messenger RNA of Nematocida ausubeli, 360 nucleotides long. RefSeq lists its product as uncharacterized. The coding region runs from base 1 to 360 and encodes 119 amino acids. NCBI's taxonomy places the organism in Eukaryota, Fungi, Microsporidia. The record is from RefSeq and is a predicted model, not a curated record. The transcript has a single exon.